Messenger RNA from Geodia barretti, 258 nucleotides. The record is from the annotation of a GenBank genome assembly. Lineage: Eukaryota; Metazoa; Porifera; Demospongiae; Tetractinellida; Geodiidae.
AUGUACAACAAGGCAAUGCUCAGCCUGGAUCAGGCCCAGAACGCCAUUGCGGCCAUGAUCGCCGAUUUCAACCGGGACCCCGACCGUCGCAAGGUCGAUAUGGCCGUGGUGGACGAUGCCGGAAACCUGCUGGCCUACGUCCGGAUGGACCGUUGCUUGCGGCCCACCUUCGCCAUUCGCAAGCCUACACCGCCGCGGUCACGCUCCAUGGACACCGCCGCAUCGCGGAGCAGCUCAGCGGCACGGGCAGUCGCUUGA